UAUGCACGCUGUCUUGCCAUCAUCAAAAACCCAACCAAAAUCCAUUAUUCAGCUCAUUUGCCCUCUUCCCCCUUGCCCCCUCCCCCUCUUCCAUUGACCAAUCCAUAACCCUAACCUUGUCCUAAAACGCACCUACCUAGCUCCUUCCCCCCACUCCCCCCCUCUCCCGCAAAAGAUCCAAACGACAAUCCUAAACACAACCCACACAACAAUUAUAAGAGCAAAAAUGAGAUGGGCGGCGAGAUUCGACUGCGAAUUCGGGAACGAUGCUCGAAAAGGCUAACGAAAGAGAAAGAACUCAUAGAGGAGAGUGCGACUUUACCUUCCCUGGACCGACUUCGUUCUUGCUGGGCUUAUAAGAAAGAAGUUCGAUUACUCCGCGCGCUUCCAACAUCAAUCUUCAUUUGCAAGCUAGCUGCUUCUUUGAUUACUAGCUAGUUUCCAUUACUUCCUAAAUUUGCACAGUUUCUAUAUAUAUACAUAUAUUCCUUCCUGUUGUUUAAUUUAUAUAUAGCUGGAGGAAGAUCAUAUGCUGCUGUAAUUUAAUUAGAGAGAGAGAGAGAGAGAGAGAGAGAGAGAGGAUAUAGAUAUAUAUGCGAGAUGGAUCCUUUAGCAGCAUCUCAGCACACUCAUCGUGGGCAUCAUCACCUCCCGCCUCCCUUUCACACCAGCAGUAGAGACUUCCACCACCUCCUCGCCCCGCAAUCCAUCCACCACCUCCAUCACCAGCAGCAGCCCUUAAUGCAGCAACCCAUGAAGCUCGAAGACGAGCACAGCAGCCGCGUCAGGAAGCGCGGAUUCCACGACACCGCCGAUCGCAGAAAUAACAAUAAUGACGACGACGACGAUGACGACAGCAACAACAACAACAACGACAACAACGGGUUCAACGAUAUUCCGAACGGCACCGAGACAGCGUCGCAAUCCGGCGGGGGAGGAGGUGGGGAUGGGGGCGGGGAGAUGGCGCGGCGGCCGCGGGGGCGGCCAACGGGGUCGAAGAACAAGCCGAAGCCGCCGAUCAUCAUCACGCGGGACAGCGCGAACGCGCUGCGGUCGCACGUGAUGGAGGUUGCCGGCGGGUGCGACGUCGCCGAGAGCGUGGCGGCCUUCGCGCGGCGCCGCCAGCGCGGGGUCUGCAUCCUGAGCGGCAACGGCGCCGUCGCCAACGUCACCCUGCGCCAGCCGGCAGCGCCGGGGGCCGUAGUGACGCUGCACGGCCGGUUCGAAAUCCUCUCCCUGGCCGGCUCCUUCCUGCCGCCGCCCGCGCCGCCCGAAGCCACGGGGCUGACGGUGUACCUGGCGGGCGGCCAGGGGCAGGUGGUGGGGGGCAGCGUCGUCGGCUCGCUGAUGGCGUCGGGGCCGGUGGUGAUAAUGGCGGCGUCGUUCGGGAACGCCGCCUACGAGAGGCUGCCGCUGGAGGACGACGAAGGGCUGCAAGUGCAAGGAGGGCUCGGAUCGCCGCCGCCGCCUCAAAUGGUCGGACAUUCGCCACCGCCGCUGCAGCAGCAUCAGCAGCAGCAGCUGCUGGGCGAUCCAAACGCGGCAUCGCUCUUCCAGGGCCUGCCGCCAAAUCUGCUGAACAGCAUCCAACUGCCGGCCGAAGCAGCCUACGAAUGGGCCUCCGGAGGCGGCGGAGGUCGUCCCGCCCCGUAUUGAUCUCCUUUUCUCUUCUAGCUACUUGUCGUCGAUCUCCUGGUAACAAGGUGAAUUAGGACCCAUAUCAAUAUCCAUCGGAAACUAUUUUCGAUAACGGUUUCUUAAUUUCCAUCUUGUUUUCUUCUUCUUUUCUUUUUUUUUCUUUUUUCCUUCUUUUUCUAAUUGUGUUGUGAUUGAUCGCUUUAGUUUUUCGUCUUCGUUACUAGCUAAUAGGAUGACUUCAUAAAUAUGUAUCGCCUCUGUUGUGUAAAUCUAUGUUUUUAAUU
This is a messenger RNA of Ananas comosus (pineapple), 1922 nucleotides long. Its product is annotated as AT-hook motif nuclear-localized protein 22-like. Gene Ontology annotation, biological process: vegetative to reproductive phase transition of meristem. The record is from RefSeq and is a predicted model, not a curated record. The transcript has a single exon. Lineage: Eukaryota; Viridiplantae; Streptophyta; Magnoliopsida; Poales; Bromeliaceae. Gene Ontology annotation, molecular function: minor groove of adenine-thymine-rich DNA binding; DNA-binding transcription factor activity. Bases 601 to 1656 code for a protein of 351 amino acids. Gene Ontology annotation, cellular component: nucleus.